CGGACAAUGCAGCCGGCGGCCGUAAUUGCCACAAUGGCAGCUCUGCUUGUAGCAAACGGGACCUACUCGGUGCUGGAUAGCCUCUGCUGGCACCUCAACAACGUUACUGAGUCUGGGAGAAUCGAUAAAUUCAGGCGCGUUGAAGAUUUGGUGCGAUGGAACUACUGUGUUGAUGAAGUUUGGCCAGCGAAGAUGAGAACGUGCGACAGCUCGGACCAGCCGCUCCUCGCGUGGUCAGCUGCGCAGCGCCUGACAGACCACAUCUGGGACUCCGGACUGUCGCCGCCGCCAGCAGGUGGAGCGGAGGAGGGAGGGGGGUGCGCCGCCGCCCUGGCGCAGCUCCGCCGCCUCACGUAUAACGAAGCCUGGGAACUCGUCCAGAAGCUCGACUGCCAGAUCGCUGACGACUGUAUCGACUCCCGCCGUGUACCGAGGUUGAACAACAUGGAAUGGAACAUGACAACGCUGCAAACGGCUGAUCUGAGGCAUCAUAUCCUGUCCCAGUCAGCGCAUGCUGUUCGGCGCAUCACAAGAGCCACAUUAAGCAGGGUGAGAUGUGAGGCGCGGCGUCUUCUUCAGUUUAAGUGGAGGAAUAAAUCUGAUCUGCAGGUCCAGGCGGCUGUUUUCCGGAAAGGACUCUCCAGCUACUGGCGGGACUUGGCGCCGCUGCUCUCACUCGAUGCGACGCACGCCCCACAGCUGUUGGUUCCCCUCGCAUUCGAACGUAUGGGUAACCACACGAGUGAUGAGCAACUCCACGGUUGGAUUAAGGACAUGGAACGUGUGAAAGACAUGCUGCGCACGAAAUCAACCGGAUGGUUACAGGACUUGCAAUUCGCCAACAAACAGGUGGAGCACUACGAGGUGGAAGAAGACAAGGACAGGCCAGGGCACUUGAUACUCAGGCGGCCGCUGUUGAGUGAACGCCUGCUGGGCUAUCAGCCGUGGAACCUCUCCUCUGACGACGACUUCAGUGCGCUGUGCAAGGAGCGGCAGCCAGAGGCGUCGCAAAUGUUCAGCCUCGCUGACGAUCUGUACGCCUUCCAUCGUCUCUACUGGGCCACUACAGCUGAGUACAUCGAUUCAGUCUACGUAGAUAGCUUGAAGAUUGUAG
Molecule: messenger RNA, 1114 nt
Organism: Schistocerca nitens (vagrant locust)
Lineage: Eukaryota; Metazoa; Arthropoda; Insecta; Orthoptera; Acrididae
Exons: 6
Source: RefSeq, a predicted model, not a curated record